GACUUGGUCAGCGGCACCACAUCUAUUCAGCGUGCCGGACACACGCUGUUUAUUUAGCCCGGCUGUGGACAAUGGCUGGAGUUUCGCCUGGACUGAAGUGGCGCGCCUCAUGGAUUUUAUUGUUUUCCCUGUUUAUCCACUACACAACAGCUCAAGAUGAUGUGCCGCCCUACUUUAAGACGGAGCCGGUGCGGAGCCAGUUGCACCUGGAGCGUAACAGGCUGGUGUUGACAUGUAUGGCGGAGGGGAGCUGGCCCCUGGAGUUCAAAUGGAUCCAUAAUGGCACUGAGCUCACACGGUUCUCAUUGGAGUACAGGUACCUGAUUCCCUCCCUGGACCGCUCCCAUGCUGGCUUCUACCGAUGUAUCGUCAGGAACCGUGUAGGAGCCUUACUACAGAGGAGGACUGAAGUACAGGUGGCAUUCAUGGGCAGUUUUGAAGAGGGUGAGCGUGCCCAGUCGGUCUCUCAGGGGGAGGGGGCGGUUAUUCCCGCUCCACGCAUCAGGAGCUUUCCCCAGCCGCAGGUCACAUGGUUCAGAGACGGACGCAAGAUUCCGCCCAGCAGCCGCAUAGCCAUUACCCUGGACAACACUCUGGUCAUCCUGUCCACGGUGGCCCCUGAUGCUGGACGCUACUAUGUACAGGCGGUCAACGACAAGAACGGGGAGAACAAGACCAGCCAACCCAUCACCCUGUCUGUUGACAAUGUGGGUGGUCCUGCAGACCCUAUCGCCCCCACCAUAAUCAUCCCCCCCAGGAACACCAGUGUAGUGUCAGGCACGUCUGAAGUUACCAUGGAGUGUGUCGCCAACGCCAGACCCCUGAUCAAACUCAGCAUCACAUGGAGGAAGAACAGGGUUCUUGUCACCAGUGGUCUGAGUGACUUCAACCGCAGACUGACCAUUAUCAGCCCUGUGGUCAGUGACUCAGGGUUCUAUGAGUGUGAGGUGGUCCUCCGCAGCAGCAGUGUGCCUUCUGUCAACGCUGGGGCCUACUUACAUGUUCAAGAGCCCCCCCAAUUUGUGAAGGAACCAGAGAAACACAUCACUGCUGAGAUGGAGAAAGUGGUGGAUAUCCCCUGCCAGGCACGAGGUGUGCCUCAGCCAGACAUUGUGUGGUAUAAGGAUGCGGUGCCUAUCAGUCCGGUGAAGACCCCGAGGUACAGGGUGUUGGUGGGAGGCAGUCUGCAGGUCAACGGCCUUCUGCCCGACGACACAGGAAUGUUCCAGUGUUUCGCCCGGAACCUAGCUGGAGAGGUGCAGACCAACACCUACCUGGCUGUCACUAGCAUCGCCCCUAACAUCACAGCUGGGCCAUCCGACAGUACAGUGAUUGAUGGCAUGUCAAUCAUCCUCCACUGUGAAACAUCAGGAGCUCCCAGACCGGCCAUCACCUGGCAGAAAGGUGAGCGUGUCCUGGCCAGUGGUUCUGUCCAGCUGCCCAGGUUCACCCUGCUGGAGUCAGGCAGCCUGCUCAUCUCUCCCUCCCACUUAUCAGAUGCUGGCACCUAUACCUGCAUGGCCAGCAAUUCCCGGGGCAUAGACGAGGCUGCUGCUGACCUGUUGGUGUGGGCUCGUACACGAAUCAACACCCCCCCCCAGGACCAGAGUGUCAUCAAAGGCACCAAGGCCACCAUGACCUGUGGAGUUACACACGACCCCAGUGUCACCGUUAGGUAUGUAUGGGAGAAGGAGGGCUCGGUCAUCAACGCCCAGUCUAUCCCCCGUAUCCGGCUGGACUCUGAUGGUACCCUUCACAUCUCCCAGACCUGGUCAGGUGACAUCGGGACCUACACCUGCAGGGUCACCUCUGUAGGGGGCAACGACUCCCGCAGCGCACACCUCCGAGUCAGGCAGCUGCCCUAUGCCCCAGAGAACCCUGUGUCUCUGCUGAGCUCCUCAGAGAAAAGGGCCAUCAACCUGACAUGGACCAAACCCUUUGACGGGAACAGCCCCCUAAUCCACUACGUCCUGGAGGUCUCCGAGAACAACGCUCCCUGGGCUAUCCUCCUGGCCAACAUAGAGCCUGAGUCGACCGCGGUGACAGUCAGUGGGCUCAUCCCAGCACGCUCCUACCAGUUCCGCCUGUGUGCCGUCAAUGACGUGGGAAAGGGACAGUUCAGCAAGGAGACUGACCGUGUAUCUCUACCAGAGGAACCUCCCAGUGCUCCUCCCCAGAACGUGAUCGCCAGCGGCCGCACCAACCAGUCCAUCAUGAUCCAAUGGCAGCCCCCACCAGAGAGCCACCAGAACGGGAUCCUCAGAGGCUACAGCGUCCGGUAUCGUCUGACAGGUCUUCCAGUGGACUACCAGAGUAAGAACAUCUCCAAACCAGACGUGACCAACCUUCUCCUGGAAGAUCUUAUCAUCUGGACCAAUUAUGAGAUCGAAGUGGCAGCCUACAACUGGGCGGGGCUAGGAACCUUCAGCCACAAGGUCACUGAGUGGACGUUGCAAGGAGUGCCGACUAUAGCCCCCAGUAACGUUCAGGCAGAGGCUGUCAACUCCACAACCAUCCGUAUCACCUGGGCCGCCCCUAACCCUCAGUUCAUCAACGGGAUCAACCAGGGAUACAAGCUGUUGGCAUGGGAGCCAGGUCAGGAAGAGGAGGUCACCAUGGUUACAGUGAGACCUAACUUCCAGGAUAGCGUGCAUGUGGGCUAUGUGACAGGGCUGAAGAAGUUCAGAGAGUACGACACCUCUGUGCUUUGUUUCACUACGCCAGGGGAUGGCCCCCGCAGCCCUGCUAAAGGCCUUAGGACACAUGAGGACACUCCUGGGGCUGUGGGUCACCUGAGCUUCACAGAUAUCCUAGACACGUCUCUCAAAGUGAGCUGGAGAGAACCUGGAGAGAAGAAUGGAGUCCUCACAGGCUACCGUAUCUCGUGGGAGGAGUUUAACCGCACCAACACACGGGUGACCCACUACCUCCCCAACGUGACCCUGGAGUACCGCGUCACAGGGCUGACCGCCCUCACCACCUACACCAUCGAGGUGGCCGGCAUGACCUCCAAGGGUCAGGGACAACUGUCCUCCUCCACCAUCUCUUCUGGAGUACCUCCAGAGCUGCCGGGUCCUCCCACCAACAUGGCCAUCUCCAACAUAGGCCCCCGAUCCAUCACCCUCCAGUUCAAACCUGGCUAUGAUGGAAAGACCUCCAUCUCUCGCUGGCAGGUAGAGGCCCAGGUCAGUGUGAUAGGAGACAAUGAAGACUGGGUGAUUGUUCACCAGCUGCCCAACGAGCCUGAUGCCCGCUCCAUGGAGGUGCCAGGACUCAACCCAUACACUUUCUACAGGUUCCGUAUGCGUCAGGUAAACAUUGUGGGGACCAGUCCUCCAAGUCAGCCCUCCAGAAAGAUCCAGACCUUGCAGGCCCCUCCAGACAUGUCCCCCGCAAACGUCACCCUGCGCACGGCCAGCGAGACCAGUCUGUGGCUUCGAUGGGUGCCCCUACCAGAGUGGGAGUACAAUGGGAACCCAGAUCUGUUGGGUUACCGGCUCCAGUACUCCCGUACAGGCUCCCAGGGUAAGGCACUGACCCAUGUGAUAGCUGACCGGCUGGAGAGGGAGUUCACUAUCGAGGACCUGGAGGAGUGGACAGAGUAUGAGGUCAGGGUUCAGGCUCUCAACGGUAUCGGCGCCGGGCCCUGGAGCCAGCCAGUCAGAGGGAGGACCAGGGAGUCUGUCCCCUCCUGUGGCCCUACCAACAUGUCAGCCUUCGCCACCACCUCCAGCAGUAUCCUGGUGCGCUGGUUUGAAGUACCAGAACAAGACCGGAAUGGACUUAUCUUGGGCUACAAGGUGUUGUAUAAGGAGAAGGACUCCGACUCGUCCCUCCAGUUGUGGACAAUAGAGGGGAACGCCAGCCACAGUGUCCAGCUGACUGGUCUGGGGAAAUACGUCCUUUAUGAGAUCCAGGUCCUGGCCUUCACCCGCAUUGGAGACGGCAUGCCCAGCUCACCACUCAUACUGGAGAGGACCCUGGACGACGUGCCCGGCCCUCCAGUGGGCAUCCUGUUCCCUGAGGUCCGGACCACCUCGUUGCGUCUCAUCUGGCAGUCCCCGUCUCAGCCAAACGGCAUUAUCCUGGCCUAUCAGAUCACGUAUCGUUUGAACUCGAGCAACAGCAACACGGCCACAGUGGACGUGCUGAACCCGAGUGCUCGUCAGUACAUGGUGACGGGCCUGAAAAAAGAUUCCAUGUAUGUGUUCCGCAUCACAGCCCAGACACGCAAGGGCUGGGGAGAGGCCUCAGAGGCACUGGUGGUCACCACCGAGAAGAGAGCUCGCCCCCAGCCCACCAAUCGUCCCAUGGUGCCCCAGAAGGAUGUUCUGGCCCGCAGUGUGUUGUUGUCAUGGGAACCAGGCAGCGAUGGCCUCUCUCCGGUCCGCUACUACACCGUGCAGCUGAGAGAACUGCCCGACAGCAACUGGACUAUCCACUCUGCCUCGGUCACCCACGAGGCCAGCUCCUACAUAGUUGGCAGGCUGAAGCCCUUCACCUCCUACCAGUUUAGAGUGAAAGCCACCAAUGACAUAGGAGACAGUGAAUACAGCGAGGAGAGUGAAGCUAUCACGACACUACAGGACGCCCCUGACGAAGCCCCCACAAUCCUCUCUGUCACGCCACACACAACUACAUCCGUGCUGAUUCGCUGGCAGCCUCCGCCUGAGGAGAAGAUUAACGGUAUCCUCCUGGGCUUCCGGAUACGGUACCGGGAGCUCCUGUACGCCCGUCUCCUCAGUUUCUCCGUACUCACUGCCAACAGCCCCUCUGCUACCUGGGCCGAGCUCACCUCCCCCUACAGCGUGCGAAACCUGAGCGAGUCCUCUCUCACCCAGUAUGAGCUGGAUAACCUGAGCAAACACAAGCGCUAUGAGAUCAGGAUGAGUGUGUAUAAUGUCAUGGGGGAGGGACCAACCAGCACACCACAGGAAGUGUUUGUCGGAGAGGCAGUACCCACUGCCCCACCCCAGAACGUGGCCAUCCAAACAGCAACGGCCACCCAGCUGGAUGUGACGUGGGAGUCUCCUCCAUUGGACACUCAGAACGGAGACAUCCAGGGCUACAAGGUGUACUUCUGGGAGCUCCAGCGUAAGAACGAGACAGAAAGGCUGCGGACUCUGUUCUUGCCAGAGGGAGGGGUCAAGCUGAAGAACCUGACUGGAUACACCACCUACAUGAUAAGUGUGGCCCCCUUCAAUGCAGCUGGGGACGGGCCCCGGAGCCCCCCGACCAGGGGCCGCACACAGCAGGCUGCCCCCAGCGCUCCCAGCUUCAUCCACUUCAGUGAGCUGACCACUACUUCAGUCAACGUGUCCUGGGGUGAGCCCACCUACCCCAACGGCAUCCUGGAGGGCUACCGGCUGGUCUACGAGCCCUGCACCCCUGUGGACGGCGUCAGUAAGAUAGUGACGGUGGACGUCAAAGGGGCCCCGUUCUGGAUGAAGAUCAAGGAUCUGGCUGACGGGGUGACCUACAACUUCAGGAUCCGGGCCAAGACAUUCACCUAUGGGCCUGAGGUGGAGGCUAACAUCACCAUGGGGCCUGGGGAAGGAGCCCCCGGCCCCCCUGGAGAGCCCUUCAUCUCUCGCUACGGCUCAGCUCUGACCAUCCACUGGGCUAACGGUGACCCCGGGAGGUCACCUAUCACACGCUACGUCAUCGAGGCCAGACCCUCAGAUGAAGGCUUGUGGGAUAUCUUGAUCAAGGACAUCCCAAAGGAAGUGACGUCAUACACCUUCAACAUGGACAUUCUGAAGCAAGGGGUUAGUUAUGACUUCCGGGUCAUUGGAGUGAACGACUACGGCUACGGAUCUCCUAGUCCACCCUCAGCCUCCAUAUCUGCCAAAAAGGUGGCGCCGUUCUAUGAGGAGUGGUGGUUCCUUGUGGUGGUGGCUCUCGUGGGACUCAUCUUCAUCCUUCUACUGGUCUUCAUCCUUAUCAUCAGAGGACAGAGCAAGAAGUACGCCAAGAAGUCUGAAUCAGGGAACAACUCUAACUGUAAUGCCCUGACCCAUGGAGAUAUGGUCAGCCUGGACGAGGGACGCUUCCCCGCCCUGGAACUCAACAACCGCCGGCUGUCCGUCAAGAACUCUUUCUGCCGUAAGAACGGCGUCUACACCAGGUCUCCUCCUCGGCCCAGCCCAGGCAGUCUAAACUACUCUGAUGAGGAUUUGAGCACCACCAAGUACAACGAUCUGAUCCCAGCUGAGACCAGCAGCCUGACCGAGAAGCCAUCUGAGAUAUCAGACUCUCAGGGCAGUGACAGUGAGUAUGAGGUGGACCAGAACAGACAGAAGACCCACUCUUUCGUGAGCCACUACAUCAGUGACCCAACCUACUACAACUCCUGGCGCCGCCAACAGAAAGGCAUUUCCAGGGCUCAAGCCUACAGCUACACUGAGUCAGAGUCGGGCGACCCAGAGCCCUGCGCCCCGCCACCACCCCUGCCCCCAUUGCCACCCCAGCUCACCUCCACCACCCCUCCGCUUAAGCUCCAGACCCAGGGUCAAGCCCAGGGCCAACCCCAGGGCCUCCCACCCCAGGGCCAAGGUAGUCUCUUCAGGCCUAAAGGCAGCCGGACUCCCACCCCCUCUCAGCAGCUCUCCACCUCCACCCCCUCCAGCCACUCCAACACCCUGUCCUACUGGCCCCCCAGCAGCCCCAGCCCUGCCCCUGGAUCUCGGGCCCCAAUUGCCGGGUUCUCUUCCUUCGUUUGAUGCAAAGAGAGGGAUCCGUGCUCCCUUCUGAAAACAAAGCCCACCCCGCCGCCCAAAGUGUGUUUGUUUAGAGAGUAAACACAAAACACACAACAAACAAACCCUCAAAGUCUAUCAUUUUCAUUUUGGUUUCUGUCAUGGCUGGUUUUAUUCAAAACAAUUCUUGCUUGUAUUUCUAUUUUCUUUUUAUUGCUGAGUUAUGUUUUAACGAACAUACUGUAUACAGACAGGACAGAAGUUACAUACUUUCUUUCAGUACUUUUUUCCUCUUGUGUGCGUGUGCUGGUAUAGUUUUAUUUUCAUUUUUUAAUGACGACAGCUACUGAGACAGCUCCUUAGAAUAUGAUAGUAUCUUUUUGCUUUUCUGUUAGUGUUGCUGCUUGAUCAAGUUGCAUGAGUUUUUUUAAAAUAUAAUUUAUUUUUAUUUUUCAUUGUUACACUUCUACACACAUUCAACAAGAGAAUAAUCUAGUUAGGUUCUGUAAAAAGUCAAGAUAUUCUUGUAAAAAAAUAUCUAGAAGAUGAUAAAAGUGUCAUGGCGUCGAUCCACACUCGGAUAACACCAAGUGAUAAGCACCAAGUGGGAUCCCAAAAUGGAGCCAUACUAGCGAAUUUGAAUGAUAAAGAGGGGCACAGGGUAUAGAAAGGACAGGACAAAGUGAUGAAAGUGAAAAACGAGGAGGGGGGAAAUUGAGGCCGAAAUGGGCCCACCAUUAUUCUGGUGGUUUUGAGAUGCCGGGGCCUGUCCAAUUUGGCCAAAGGGAGUUUCUGUCUUCAUGUGAGACAUGUUAGUGACCUCUGCCCAAAGAUCUAUGGACCAUGACCCUCCUUGGAAUCAGCUCUCUGGCGUGGCAUAGCCUAUACCACAUGCACAAUUGAGUUUGACAGCAUUUCGAUGUCACAGGCAAGUCACAUCUCUGUGCCUCUGUGCUGUACGUACUAUACAAGGGCCCGGUCACCUGGCCAGGGAGGAGACGGGAAAUGAAGUGAAAUGUACUAUAUGUCUAAAGAGAAAAUGUUCAGGUUGGUCUUCAAGUUUUGUUUUUCAAUGUCCGUCAGUGUAUCAGACAUGCAUUGAUUGAUUAUAAAUAGGGAUUAAUAUUUUCCGUAAAAUCUACCACUUUUCCUUCCCGACAAAAUUACAAGCCCUUCCCGGGAAUCCUGUUAUUCCCGUUCAAACCGGAAAUGCUAUUUUAAAGCAUAUAUUACCAGCAAAAAAAAUCUGACAGAGUUAUACCACUGUAAAUUGAUAAAUAUACACAGGAAUCUAACAGUUACUUGUUGUAUUUGUUGCAAUUAAACAAGUUCUCAGUCAAUACACUAAGUAUGUGAACCCUUUGGAAUUACCUGGAUUUCUGCAUAAAUUGGUCUUAACAUUUGAUCUGAUCUUCAUCUAAAUCACAACAAUAGACAAACACAGCCUGCUUAAACUAAUAACACACAAACAAUUACACGUUUUAAUGUCUUUAUUGAACACACCGUGUAAACAAUCACAUCCUUUGGCAACAAUAAACCCAACCAAACGUUUUCUGUAGUUGCGGAUCAGACCUGCAGAAUGGUCAGAAGACAUCUUGGACCAUUCCUCUUCACAAAACUGUUUCAGUUCAGCAAUAUUCUUGGGAUGUCUGAUGUGAACCGCUCUCUUGAGGUCAUGCCACAGCAUCUCAUUUGAGUUGAGGUCAGGACUCUGACUGGGCCACUCCAGAAGGCUUAUUUUCUUCUGUUGAAGCCAUUCUGUUGUUGAUUUACUUCUGUGUUUUGGGUCGUUGUCCUGUUGCAUCACCCAACUUAUGUUGAGCUUCAAUUGGCGGACAAAUAGCCUUACAAUCUCCUGCAAAAUGUUUUGAUAAACUUGGGAAUUCAUUUUUCCGUCGAGGAUAGCAAGUUGUCUGGGCUCUGAGGCAGCAAAGCAGCCCCAAACCAUGAUGCUCCCUCCACCAUACUUUACAGUUGGGAUGAGGUUUUGAUGUUGGUGUGCUGUGCCUUUUUUUCUCCACACAUAGUUUUGUGUGUUCCUUCCAAACAACUCAACUUUAGUUUCAUAUGUCCACAGAAUAUUUUGCCAGUAGCGCUGUGAAACAUCCAGGUGCUCUUUUGCGAACUUCAGAUAUUCAGCAAUGUUUUUUUUGGACAGCAGUGGCUUCUUUUGUGGUGUCCUCCCAUGAACACAUUCUUAUUUGGUGUUAUAUGUAUCGUAGACUCGUCAACAGAGAUGUUAGCAUGUUCCAGAGACUUCUGUAAGUCUUUAGCUGACACUAGAAUUCUUCUUACCCUCAUUGAGCAUUCGGCACAGUGCUCUUGCAGUCAUUUGCAGAAUGGCUACACAUAGGGAGAGUAGCAACAGUGCUGAACUUUCUCCAUUUAUAGACAAUUUGUCUUACCGUGAACUGAUAAUGUCAUGGCUUUUAGAGAUACUUUUGUAACCCUUUCCAGCUUUAUGCAAGCCAACAAUUCUAAUCUUAGGUCUUCUGAGAUCUCUUUUGUUCAAGGCAUGGUUCACAUCAGGCAAUGCUUCUUGUGAAUAACAAACUCACAUUUUGAGAGUGUUUUUUAUAGGGCAGGGCAGCUCUAACCAACAUCUCCGAUCUCGUCUCAUUGAUUGGACUCCAGGUUAGCUGACUCCUGAAUCCAAUUAGCUUUUGGCGAAGUCAUUAGCCUCGGGGUUCACAUACUUUUUUCCAACCUACACUGUGAAAGUUUACAUGAUGUAUUCAAUAUCGACAAGAAAAAUACAAUAAUUUGUAUGCUAUUAGAUUAAGCAAUUUAUCCAGGUAAUUCCAAAGGUUUCACAUACUGUUUGACACUGUAUUUUAGUUGUAGUAUAGGCACUGUUGGCCUACUGGUUAAAAUGUAAUGAGCUUAUACAGCCUAGUGAAAAUGAUAUUCAUUUUAGCCUACCAUUUACUGAAAUAUUUCAGCCAGCUUGUUGUUCCUUCCCUCUCCCCUUGCACCUGGCUAUCAGUGGAUUGCAGGAAGGUUGUGGCUGUUUUUACUUCAUGGUAAUCUGCUUAUUGUGGUGACUUGGUCUCAGGGAACAUAUCCGAUGCUGCACUAAACAAACAGAUAAGCAAAUGGCCGUAAGAGCGGCGGAGAUUCAGCACCAUGGACGGAGCCGCAGUUUAUAAAUUGCCCGCAAAUCUGACUUUAAUGCCCGUGACCUCGCUAUUGUUAGUGUAACAUCAUGGGAUAACGUUGCAAAUGUCUAUUUCCUCUUGAGCGCUAUUGCAGACACAAUGUAUCAGUCGUUUUGUUAACAGUGAGAAGCAGUUUAUAUUUUGGAGCUUCUGCCAGUGCCACACAGCUAAAGUUAGGAGAUUUGUGAAUGUGAGAUGGAGACUGCCUACCAUAACUACGUUGAGAGGUCGCGUGUAGCCUGCUACAGUUUCAUGAUAGUUAACAAUGCCUGUUAAAAAUUAAAAGGCAUUUAUUGGGGACUUGUGUUGAGUAGACUAAAUUGGUAGGCUGCUUGUGUUGUGAUCCCUAGACUAAUGUGUGAAUGAAGUUGGAUAGUUAAAAUCCAUUUCAUGCAGAUAUUCGCACAUGAGUAUUUUGUAUUCUUCCAAAGAAAUGAUAUAUUAUUGUUCCAGUGAUCGUAAUUUUUCUUCUCGAGAAUCGGGAAGGAGCUUGGUCAGGAAAUCCUGGGAUCCCGGAUUCCUGUGUUAAUCCCUAAUUAUAACAUAGUUAUUGUGAGAUCUGACACCACUUAAGAAUACAGACUGCUGAAUGGGACCUUACCAGGGUCUGCGGCACAAAUGACAACCUAUUCCCUACAUAAAUAAAUAGUGCACAUCCCAAAUGUUAUUACUACUACAGGGGCUCAUCAGCCACUAUGAGCCUUCCCUUGAUCUGACAGGUGGUGGGUGGGAAGACAUCUAAAAGCUCUACCUAACCUGAUGAUCUAACCUACCCUGUGGAGUCACGACUCACGCACAGCCCUCAUCAACAGACUGCCACCGCACAUGCCCAGUGGCCCACAACAACAACAUCAGACAGUGACAUUGUCCUGCGUCCACAUCAAACUAUAAAGAGUGGAAGUUAUAAAAACACAGCCAGCAUCUUAAGUGUUCUUGGAGUUCAAUGGUUCCUACAUGCGGGCACACAGAGAGUAGCAGGCUCAGACACUGGGGCCAUUUUUAAAAACAGACAGAAAAUAGACAGUUCCGCUGGUCUCCACAGAGUUUUCAAACCCAGAGUAGAUUCAAGGCAAGGUCUUAACAUGUCAUUACUCCCACCCUGUGAAGGUGAUACUGACACUUUUUAUUUUAGUCAAAAAACAACUUUAUAUCGAAGGGGUGUUUCUGAUUUGACGGCCCGCACGUGAGCAUAGCUAGCUAACGUCGCCAUGACAUCGCCGACAAACGUGAUCGGGGAUUUCUAUUGGAGAAGCAGUUUCUGGAGCUCUUCAUCUACAGGCCCUUUGGGAUCUCUCUCAUUUGGCUCAGGUGCUGCUCUCUGUCAGUGACAUCAUCAUGGGAAGUCUUUGAGCUCGCGCAAAGAGAUGUCAUGGAGUGGAUUCACCUCUCUCUCUCACGUUGUGUAACAAUGAUGAUGAUGAGGAUGAAGAUGAUGAUGAGCGAAAGGCACAAUGCAGGUGUGACUGACUGUAAGUCCUACUUGAAUAUGAGACUAUUGUCUGUGCUGAUGUGUGAUUAUUGAUGAUAACACUUCUUCAACAUUAGCAUUAUCCACUGUGUGUCUGGAUACAAGAGACUGUACAGGAUGCCCAGGAGAAGAAGAGGGAGGGCAGGUAGGCACUGCCCACCUGGUGCCUGCCCUCCAUGGCCAGCUGAAAAGUCACAUACAUACAAGUACAGACUCAGUGUUGGUAAAGUCACAGUUUUAUCAUAAUUCCAAAAUUCUCAUCUGCUUUUUUCUCUGUGGGGUGUUUUCACUGUACGCAAAAUAAGCCUAUCAUUAUACUGAAUAUGAAUGGAUAUAUGAUCACGGUACAUUUCCAAAAUAAAUUAUUUUUCAAUGGG
Molecule: messenger RNA, 11701 nt
Organism: Oncorhynchus masou masou (cherry salmon)
Lineage: Eukaryota; Metazoa; Chordata; Actinopteri; Salmoniformes; Salmonidae
Gene: sdk2b
Product: sidekick cell adhesion molecule 2b
Exons: 45
Coding region: 72-6722 (2216 amino acids)
Biological process (GO): cell-cell adhesion
Molecular function (GO): protein binding
Source: RefSeq, a predicted model, not a curated record